AUGAACACAUCUGAAGAUUUCAUUGGUCAAAAUGCUCUUAUCUCUUAUUUAUCAGAUAAUAAUAAUAGGACAACAAAGUCAUAUUGGAGGUUCUUAAAAAAGCACCGUGAUAUUAUUAUUGCUUCAAUUGAUAUUACUUUUACUUCAACUUUCUUAGACAACUGGAAAAAUCUUGAUAAUCUUUGGACUAUUCAAAUUAUUAAAGAAUAUAGAGAAAAUUUAAUAUCUACUGAAGAAUAUAAUGAAAAAGAAAAUGUAGUGCCUGCUAAUUCUUCUGAUAAUGAUCACUUUAUUUCUAUUAAAAAUCAAUCCAUUUCUAAUUCAUCUCAUUCAAGAAAGAAUAUUGAAAUUCCUAUUAAAAAUCAUUCUAUUUCUACUGAAAAUAAUUCUAAAAAUUUUCAACUUAUUAACUUUUGUUAUAAUAUUCUUCAAGAACUUGAUAUUAAAUCUAAUAUUCAUCCAUUUUAUGAAAUUUCAAAUGAAAAUAUAAAAAAUUCAAUGGAUUUAUUUACAAUAAUUUCAAAAUUAGAAAAUAAUCAAUAUGCAAGUAUUGAAGAAUUUGAAAAAGAUAUUUGUCUUAUAUUUCGCAAUUGUUAUAUAUAUAAUGAUAUAGGAAGUGAAAUGCAUAUUUUAGGAGAAGAAUUGGAAUCAACUUUUAAUAAAAUUUGGACUGAAAAAAUUGAUUUUCAAGUUAAACAAAAAGAAAAUUUAAAAAGAACACGAAAUAAUGAUACUGAUUCUUCAUCUGAACUUGUAACAAAACAAAUUCGAAUUUUAGAACAAAAUAAAGAUAAGUUAGUAUAUAGACAAGUUGUGAAUGAUGCUUUUCUUAUUGUUUCAGCAUAUGAAAAUCUUGUUGCAAAUAAUAUUUUACCUUUUAUUGAACUUUUAAAAACAUUUUUAUCAACAAGAUCACAAAUAUCAUUAUCUUCUGCAAAUGAACCUGUUCUUCAAGCAAUUGUUGAAAAUCUUUUACCAUUAAAAUAUUGUAUUCCUGAAUUAUCAUUAGUAAUGGAUGGUACAAAAUUAAAAGGAUUUGGUCGAUUUGGAUAUUCAGAUAUUUUUAUUUUAAAAGGAAUAGGAAAUAAUAAUAUUAGUUUAGAAUUAAAAUAUAUUCCAUUAGUUGGAUUAAUUAAAAAUCAAAAAAAGAAGUUUAAUACAAAUAAUUUAGAAAAUUUAGAUAAAAUUAUUGAAAAAGAAGAUGAAAAAAUUCUAUUAAAAAGAUCAUAUGAAUAUUGGUCAAAAGAACAUAAUGAAACUAAAAAAAUAACUAUAGAAGAAAUAUUAAAUAAUGGAAUUAAACAAUUGAAAUCAUAUAUGAAUAUUAUUUCAAAAGGAAAUACAAAUGAUUAUUAUAGUUCAGGAAUAUUUGAUAAAAGAAUUAAAAUAACUAAAUCAAAUCCUAAUAAAUUAAAAGGAUUUGUUAUAUUAGUAAUUGGUUUUCGACGUAUUUUAUGGAAAUCUGUUGAAGAAAUAACAUCUAAUUAUUUAUAUGAAAAAAUUUAA
Messenger RNA from Rhizophagus irregularis DAOM 181602=DAOM 197198, 1506 nucleotides. The record is from RefSeq and is a predicted model, not a curated record. NCBI's taxonomy places the organism in Eukaryota, Fungi, Glomeromycota, Glomeromycetes, Glomerales, Glomeraceae.